This is a messenger RNA of Plectropomus leopardus (leopard coralgrouper), 900 nucleotides long. RefSeq names its product H-2 class II histocompatibility antigen, A-Q alpha chain-like. Gene Ontology annotation, biological process: immune response; antigen processing and presentation. The record is from RefSeq and is a predicted model, not a curated record. Gene Ontology annotation, cellular component: MHC class II protein complex; membrane. Lineage: Eukaryota; Metazoa; Chordata; Actinopteri; Perciformes; Serranidae.
AGCUACGACAGCACGCUAAAACAGACUUCAAGAGAUUAUGUCCUUCAAAAUUAUAUUUCUUUUCUUAGGAGCCAUUUGUACCUGUGCACAAAGAAGUCAUAAACUUUGUCACACCUAUGGAUGCUUUAACUCGAGUGAUACUCAGCUCUGUGUGACACUGGAUGGUGACGAAGUUUACUAUGCAAACUUUACCAAAGAAGAUGUCAUUUGGGAUAGCAGAAUCCCACUUGCUCUCCAUGUUUCCAAGGCUUAUGAAUUUGCAGUAUAUUACAGAUCUUUAUGCAAACACAAUUUGAUAACCUGGAAACAGGACGAAUCAAUUUCAUCAAUGGACGCAGAGAAACCAGAAAUCAUCAUCUACCCAAGAGAUGAAGUGAUAAAAGAGGAAGAGAAUACCCUCAUCUGCUUCAUCAACCAUUUCUUCCCUCCCACCAUCAAAAUAAAGUGGACCAAAAAUGAUUUGGAAGUAUCAUUGGAAGAUCCUUUCAUCAAAUGCAUACCAAAUCCUGAUGGGACAUUUUAUGUUUUGUCCAUACUGUCCUUUGUCCCAAACGAAGGAGAUAUCUACGGCUGCACUGUGGAACAUGCGUCACUGGACGAGCCUCAGACCAAGUUUUGGGAGGUGGAUACAAGUGUUUUGACUACAGAGACCAGUGUUGGUCCGAUUGUCUUUUUUGGAUUUGCCUCAAGUUUCGGCCUUCUUGGAGUUGCUACAGGGACUGUCUUCUUUGUUAAAGGAAGACAGUUUGAAUCAAGCUGAGAGAAUCUUGUAAUUCACUGAGUUAAUAUUCUACUACUAAGCAAUGUAAAGGGAUUUUAACUUUACUUUUACAUGUAACAUGGGAUUCAGAUACAGUUGGGACAUGUAUUUCAUUGUCUCAUGAUGGCACACCUUAAGGG